AUGCUGAACCUGUCGCUUGGCAAGAAAACGGCCAAGGAUAUUUCUAAAUCAGAAGACGAGGAGGGGGAGGACGAAGACGCUAUCGAUAAGACGAAAAAUAGUAAGGAGCCAAAAAAGCCAUAUGCGUUGCAGCGUCCUCCCAAUACAGCGUUGCGUCAACAGCGACUGAAGGCUUGGCACCCCAUUCUCUCUCAUUCUACCGUUCUCCCCCUGUUCUUCGGGCUGGGGAUCUUCUUCGCUGUGCUUGGUGGUGUCAUGUAUUCGGCGUCACUGCAUGUCAAUGAAAUGACAAUUCAAUACUCCAAAUGCCAGACGGAGGCACCUCGGGAUGGCUCAUUCGCUGUACUGCCUCCUAAAUACUACAGUUAUCACUUCAAAGACCAGAACAAGAUUCCCGAAGACCAGCGUCCUCAAUGGACCGUAGCAGAGAUUCCGCAUUUGCCGGGCCAUGAAAACAAUCCAGCACGGUUCCGAUGUACGCUGCACUUCACAGUCCCACAAGAUUUAGAGCCGGGCGUGUUUUUGUACUACAAACUGACGAACUUUUACCAAAACCAUCGCCGCUACAUGAAAAGCAUGGAUUUCCCUCAGCUUCUGGGCAACGUGCGCACAGCGAAAGAAUUGCAAGAUAGCACUUGCAAGCCUCUAGGGCAAGACCCAGUGACCGGCAAGGCUGUGUACCCUUGUGGCCUUGUGGCCAACAGUGUGUUCAACGAUACAUUUCAGUCCCCUCAGCUGUUGGGGCCAGAUCAGCAAGCCAUAUCGACGUACAAUAUGAGCGAAAAGAACAUUGUCUGGCCCGAUGAAUGGAAGCAUUAUAAGCCGACACAGAUGAAUGCUAGUGAUAUCGUUCCCCCGCCCUUUUGGCAAGGUGCAGAGGGGUCGCAGUUUGGUUACCCGACUGGCAGGUAUGAAGAGGGCAACAUUUUCGACCCGACGAAAAGCGAGCAUUUCCAGGUGUGGAUGCGCACCGCUGCUUUCCCGACGUUCCGCAAGCUGUACAUGCGUAACGACACGGCGGUCAUGACAGCAGGUCGCUACGCUAUUGAGAUUGAAGAUAACUAUCCAGUGGAGAUGUUCGGUGGGACCAAGUCCAUUAUUAUCAGCACGGCCUCCUGGGUUGGUGGACGGAGCUUCUUCAUUGGCGGCUCACAUAUUGGACUGGCAGCCCUUUGUUUCCUUAUGGGAAUCAUUUUAACGAUCAAGCAGAUUGUCCGUCCUCGCCGUGUUGGUGACUCGAGCUACUUGAGCUGGAACAACCCUCGUGCGCAGCGAUAA
This is a messenger RNA of Malassezia pachydermatis, 1278 nucleotides long. RefSeq names its product cell cycle control protein. The transcript has a single exon. Bases 1 to 1278 code for a protein of 425 amino acids. NCBI's taxonomy places the organism in Eukaryota, Fungi, Basidiomycota, Malasseziomycetes, Malasseziales, Malasseziaceae. Gene Ontology annotation, cellular component: plasma membrane; endoplasmic reticulum; Golgi apparatus. The record is from RefSeq and is a predicted model, not a curated record.